This is a messenger RNA of Dentiscutata erythropus, 331 nucleotides long. NCBI's taxonomy places the organism in Eukaryota, Fungi, Glomeromycota, Glomeromycetes, Diversisporales, Gigasporaceae. The record is from the annotation of a GenBank genome assembly.
UUCUCGAUUCUUAAAUAUUCUCUAUUUGCUAGUGAAUCAAAAAGUACAACUUCAGUAGAUAAUAAACCACCAAAGGAGGUUCUUUUUGAAGCAAAUAUUUGCGAAGCUGUAAACAUCAACAUUAACUCAGUUUUAAAUGAACUAACGGAUUGUGACUUCUCAAGUCAAAAGUCUUACAUCGGUCAGCCUGAUUUUACAUUCUAUCACAACAAUGACUUAACUGUGGUAGUUGAAGUUAAAAGAAAACAUAUCUUGAAAAAUAUUGGCAAAAGAACAUUAUCUGAAUUUUAUCCGAUAAAUGAUAGUAAUUCGUCAAAUAUAUGGCUAUAUG